Molecule: messenger RNA, 2675 nt
Organism: Folsomia candida
Lineage: Eukaryota; Metazoa; Arthropoda; Collembola; Entomobryomorpha; Isotomidae
Gene: Vps26
Product: vacuolar protein sorting-associated protein 26B-like
Exons: 7
Coding region: 533-2041 (502 amino acids)
Biological process (GO): retrograde transport, endosome to Golgi; intracellular protein transport
Cellular component (GO): endosome; retromer complex
Source: RefSeq, a predicted model, not a curated record
UGGGAGUUUACUGCUGGACAUUUAACGAGACCGACUCCUCCACACAAUUAACUUUAACAACUCACUCGGGUCGAUCCACUUUUUUAAUUAACGUCAUUAUUUUUUAACUGUAGUUGGUAGUAAGUAGGGAAGCCAUAAAGAUAUACGGACACGGACGGUUACAGUUGGAUGGGAGUUAUUAUGGUAUGAUUUUGUGAAUUGCAAAUCCAACAAGUUAAAAAACGACCAGUUGUUGAUUUAUUAAACUGUGAUUAAGUCUUAACGAACGUGGUGAAUUAUUAAUUAAACGUCUGGUGGAGAAGUUCUGUCAAAAAGUUAAUCAUUCAUAUAAUUUUGGUAAUCCGCUUAUGUUAAGAAAAAGAGCGAGACUUACAUACUGUUCACAGUUGGUGAUUUGGUCUCGGUGUACGUGAUUAUCUCGGCUGAGGACAGAAAAGAACAUUAACUGGAAUCCAAAUAGUUUCUUAAACUCUGGUCACAGUCAUCUUUGUUGAGUACUGCUUUAAGAAAAUCCGGAUAAUAAGGAUACAAAAUGAACUUUUUCGGGUUUGGUCCCUCUGCCGAGGUUGAAAUUGUCCUGGAUGGCCAGGAAAGUCGGAAAACGGCCGAAAUCAAGACAGAAGAUGGUAAAAAGGAGCGACACGCAUUAUACUAUGAUGGCGAAACUGUUGCGGGGAAGGUCAAUAUUCAACUAAAAAAGCCCGGAUCCCGCCUCGACCAUUACGGCAUCAAGGUCGAACUUAUCGGUCAGGUCGAACUUUAUUAUGAUCGCGGAAACCAUCACGACUUCCUCAACCUGGUGAAAGAACUGGCUCGUCCGGGUGACCUUUUUCAACACACCAGUUACAACUUUGAGUUUGUAAAUGUUGAAAAACCAUAUGAAUCUUAUACCGGAUCAAAUGUCAAGUUGCGGUACUUUCUCCGGGUCACGAUCGUCCGGAGGUUGUCGGACAUUGUGAAGGAACGCGACCUCAUCGUCCACACUUUGUCGGCCUACCCAGAAAUGAAUUCUAGUAUAAAAAUGGAGGUCGGAAUUGAGGAUUGUUUGCACAUUGAAUUUGAAUAUAAUAAGAGCAAGUAUCACUUGAAAGAUGUCAUCGUGGGGAAGAUUUAUUUCCUCCUGGUUCGCAUAAAGAUCAAACAUAUGGAAAUUGCGAUUAUCAAGAGGGAGACAACAGGGACAGGGCCGAAUACGUUCAACGAGAACGAGACAAUAGCCAAAUACGAAAUCAUGGACGGGGCGCCAGUGCGCGGUGAAAGCAUUCCCAUCCGCGUCUUCCUUGCCGGUUACGACCUCACCCCAACCAUGAAAGAUAUCAACAAGAAGUUCUCCGUCAGAUAUUACCUGAACCUGGUGCUGGUAGACGAGGAGGACCGUCGCUACUUUAAGCAGCAAGAAAUCGUGCUAUGGCGCAAGGGUGAAAAGACCCGGAAACCAUUCCAAGCCUCCCUCCAACAGCAGUACAAGCAAAUGCAGAACCCCAACGUGCAGUUUACCUCGUCAGACUCGUCCCUCAAAAGUGCCGCCGCCGUGGGGGCCGGGAAGGACCACACUAAUCACAAGACCAGUGCCCGUUCCCCCCUUGAAGACAGCUCUUCGUCCGAGCAGCCCACUCCAGAUAAGGAAUUCCGCUCCGUGAUCAAUAGUGCCGACGUGAACAGUCCGGUGACCUCUCCGCUGAGUGAGGAGGGUCCACCUGUCCCGCCCCCUCCUACCGACCAAACCCCACCACCACAUGCCAAUGAGAAGAAUGACAGUAACGCCGACGACGUAGAGACGGCAGAUAACGGCCCAACCAUGAACAAUUCGUCACCCUCGCCCGACCAAAAAGUAGUUGAUGUUGACGAAAAUCAAGAACCCAAGACUGUGACAGAUCAGGGAGUCGAAGUUGAAGAUGUGGAAACGCCGCCGCCACCAACAAAUUCGACACCAACCCCACCCACCGCGACGGCGGCGGGAACUAAGAGUAGUAAGAAGAGUAACAAGAAUCGUAAUAAAUCUAAAUCGUCGCCAGUACCCGUCGCGGAGGCGGCGGACUAGCUAACACUGGAAUUUACAGUUACAAUUUAGUUAGUGAAAAGUGAUGAAAGUAUAUAAUGAGGCAAUUCACGCGGACUUUUGCAUUGUUUGUGUAACCGAGUAAACUAUCUAGAUUACAGACGGCUCUUGAUGUUGUAAAGGUUUGUAAAUAAUUUUACAAAACUUUCACAGUUGAGAUUCUCAACUUGAGAAACACCUGCAUGAAUUGCCUCAUUAUAACUUAAAUAAUAUGCAAACUUGUUUUUGUUUGUUUUGUUAUGAAAUGAAGCAAAAAUCGUGUCAAAAAUGGGCACCGUAUGUAUCCUGAAAUAAUGACAUUAUAUGAUUCACAGACACACAGAUAGGGUAAUUUAAUUACUAACAAUAAGUUAAUUAAAUAUUAAUUGAUGAGUUGGUUGGCUUUAUACUAUUUCACUGUGUUGAUUACUGCUUUAUUAUGGAGGAGAAAAAACAGCCUCGAUAAACAACAAUCAACAAACUGCAAGAUAUUUAAUAACUGAGAAGAAAUGUUGCAAAAUUAAGUACAUGUAGUUAAAGUUAAUAAUUAUGCAAAAUGAAAACUAUCAGCAAUUUAUUAUAUUAUAAAACAUAUUCUAUGAAGAAGAUAAAUAAACCGAGAAGCAAAAAUAGGAAA